AUGGCGAGAUGGGCCAUGCACCUCAGCCAGUUCGACAUUGAAUUCAAACCAAGGCCCGCCAUCAAAGGUCAAGCCCUUGCGGACUUCAUAGUGGAAUGCACAGCCCGCGAGGUGACGGAGCAGGUGGAAAAUGAAGAUGGGGAUGGUGGACCUUGUCUACGGAUGGCUCAUCCAAUAGUAAAGUCAGGUGACUGGGAAUAUGAAGCCAAUGAAGGGAACAUGCAAAGGUACAGGGGGGAAUAUGAAGCCAAUGAAGGGAACAUGCAAAGGUACAGGGAUGCAGUGCUGCGAACCUUGCGAGAAUUCGAAGGGUAUGAAAUUCACCAAGUACCUCGAGAGCGAGAAUUCGAAGGGUAUGAAAUUCACCAAGUACCUCGAGAACAGAAUGCUGACGCUGACAUGCUCUCCAAGCUGAGCACUGGGAUCCCCGGUCACGUUCGCAAGAUUGCUCGGGUUGAGGAUUUGGAGACAUCCAGCAUCGACAUCUCAUGGGUCUGCCCCGUGCAAUCCAGAGAGCCAUGUUGGAUUGACCACAUCACAAAGUACAAGAAGGAUGACACUUUACCAGCGGACGAGCAAGAUGCAAAACUAGCAAGGUUGCAGGCACCCAGCUACGUGAUAUUGGAAGACAAGUUAUAUAAACGAUCCUAUAAUGGCACAAUUUUGAAGUGUGUAUACCCUGACGAAGCAGAGUUGAUGAUGAGAGAAGUCCACGAAGGAGUGUGCUCCGCGCAUCAAGGAGCAUACACCAUAGCUCGACGCAUCAUGCUGCAAGGCUUCUUCUGGCCAAAGAUGUUGAAGGAUUGCGCAGAAUACGCCAAGCGAUGCCCUAAGUGUCAAGAAUUCCAGACAUUGCCAGGACGACCCGCGACCAACUACACUCCGGUGAGCACAACAAUUCCAUUCUCAAGAUGGGGAAUAGAUUUGGUGGGAGCCCUGCCCACGGGCUCGGGAAGCCGGAAGUACAUUAUCGUGGCCAUUGACUACUUCACCAAAUGGGUGGAAGCUGAACCUCUGGCUAGCAUCACAGCAGCCAGGUGUAAAAAGUUUGUAGAGAAAAACAUACUAUGCCGCUUCGGCAUCCCCAUCCAAGUAAUCACUGACAACGGACGUCAAUUCGAAGGCGGAGAGUUCUCAGACUUUUUGACGGGAUGGGGCAUCAAGCACAGCCGGGUGGCGGUGUCAUACCCACAGGCGAAUGGUCAAGUAGAGAAUGCCAAUAGAACCAUCCUUGAUGGUUUGAAGAGGAAAUUGGAAGCAGCUGGCGGGGCGUGGGUUGAGGAACUGGACAGCAUCCUUUGGACCUAUCGCACAACCCCAAGGAGGGCUACUGGUGAAACUCCUUUCGCCUUGAGUUACGGGUUCGAAGCUCGAGGGAUGGAAGAAUACGAGGCACAGCAAAACGAGAUCCAACAAGGAACCGAUCUCAAUUUCAUAGAUAAAAGCGAGAAGCUGCGUUCUGUAGGAUGGAAAACUACAACAGGCAGUUGA
Ipomoea triloba (trilobed morning glory) is the source of this 1491-nucleotide messenger RNA. RefSeq lists its product as uncharacterized. The coding region runs from base 1 to 1491 and encodes 496 amino acids. The record is from RefSeq and is a predicted model, not a curated record. Gene Ontology annotation, biological process: DNA integration. Gene Ontology annotation, molecular function: nucleic acid binding. The transcript is spliced from 2 exons. NCBI's taxonomy places the organism in Eukaryota, Viridiplantae, Streptophyta, Magnoliopsida, Solanales, Convolvulaceae.